AUGUCGGAACGCUACAUCCCCGAGCAUCGCCGCACCCAGUUCAAGGCCCGGAACCAGUUCAAGCCUGAUGAACUCCGUCGUCGUCGUGAAGAGCAGCAGGUCGAGAUCAGAAAGCAGAAGCGUGAGGAGAAUUUGGCCAAGAGGAGAGGUAUCCAGACCCGCGAUGGCGGCAUUGGCGUUGGCGGCGGCGUAGCGGGCGAGAGCGACGAUGAGGCCACCGCUAUCGAGAGCGAGCUUAAUGUGGAGCUUCCCGAGAUGGUCAAGGGUGUCUUCUCCGACCAGAUCGACCAGCAGAUCCAGGCCACCACCAAGUUCAGAAAACUCCUCUCCAAGGAGCGCAACCCCCCUAUCGAGCGUGUCAUCGAGACCGGCGUUGUCAGCCGCUUCGUGGAAUUCCUCCGAUCCCCUCACACCCUCGUCCAGUUCGAAGCCGCUUGGGCUUUGACCAACAUUGCCUCCGGAUCCGCCCAACAGACCCAGGUUGUGAUCGAGGCCGGUGCCGUGCCCAUCUUCGUCGAGCUCCUGAGCAGCCCCGAACCCGAUGUUCGUGAGCAGGCUGUCUGGGCUCUGGGUAACAUUGCUGGUGACAGCCCUCAAUGCCGUGACUUCGUCCUCAACGCCGGUGCCCUCCGCCCUCUGCUGAACCUCAUCAACGAUGGCCGGAAGCUGAGCAUGCUGCGCAACGCUACCUGGACCCUGAGCAACUUCUGCCGUGGCAAGACCCCCCAGCCCGACUGGAACACCAUUGCUCCCGCUCUUCCCGUUCUUGCCAAGCUGAUCUACAUGCUUGAUGACGAGGUCCUGAUCGAUGCCUGCUGGGCGAUCUCCUACCUGUCCGAUGGCGCCAACGACAAGAUCCAGGCUGUCAUCGAGGCCGGCAUCCCUCGCCGUCUGGUCGAGCUCCUCAUGCACGCUUCCACCUCCGUCCAGACCCCCGCUCUUCGGUCGGUUGGCAACAUCGUGACCGGUGACGACGUCCAGACCCAGGUUAUCAUCAACUGCGGCUCCCUGCCCGCUCUCCUCGCUCUGCUGAGCUCCACCAAGGACGGUAUCCGCAAGGAGGCCUGCUGGACGAUCUCCAACGUCACCGCCGGCAACUCCAGCCAGAUCCAGGCUGUUGUCGAUGCUGGCAUCAUCCCUCCGCUGAUCAACCUUCUUGCCAACGGUGACUUCAAGACGCGCAAGGAGGCCUGCUGGGCCAUCUCCAACGCCACCUCCGGUGGUCUGCAGAAGCCCGACCAGAUCCGCUACCUCGUGUCUCAGGGCUGCAUCAAGCCCCUGUGCGACCUCCUCGCCUGCCCUGACAACAAGAUCAUCCAGGUCGCUCUGGACGGUCUGGAGAACAUCCUCAAGGUCGGUGACAUGGACAAGGAAGCUGCUCAGUCCGGUGAGGCUCGUGUCAACCGCUAUGCUCUGUUCAUCGAGGAGGCCGGUGGCAUGGAGAAGAUCCACGACUGCCAGAACAACGCCAACGAGGAGAUUUACAUGAAGGCGUACAACAUCAUCGAGAAGUACUUCUCCGAUGAGGACGAGGCCGGCGACAUUGACGAGGUUGCUCCCCAGCAAACACAGACCGGAUUCGCUCUGGGCACCACGCAACAGCAGCCCGGUGGAUUCAACUUCGCCAACGGCGGUGAUUCCAUGGAUAUGUAA
Aspergillus heteromorphus CBS 117.55 is the source of this 1653-nucleotide messenger RNA. Its product is annotated as karyopherin alpha. Gene Ontology annotation, molecular function: protein binding; nuclear import signal receptor activity. Bases 1 to 1653 code for a protein of 550 amino acids. NCBI's taxonomy places the organism in Eukaryota, Fungi, Ascomycota, Eurotiomycetes, Eurotiales, Aspergillaceae. Gene Ontology annotation, biological process: NLS-bearing protein import into nucleus. The record is from RefSeq and is a predicted model, not a curated record. Gene Ontology annotation, cellular component: nucleus; cytoplasm; nucleoplasm. The transcript is spliced from 3 exons.